Lemur catta (Ring-tailed lemur) is the source of this 789-nucleotide messenger RNA. Its product is annotated as histone deacetylase 9-like. Lineage: Eukaryota; Metazoa; Chordata; Mammalia; Primates; Lemuridae. The coding region runs from base 1 to 789 and encodes 262 amino acids. Gene Ontology annotation, biological process: chromatin organization. The transcript is spliced from 8 exons. Gene Ontology annotation, cellular component: histone deacetylase complex. The record is from RefSeq and is a predicted model, not a curated record. Gene Ontology annotation, molecular function: histone deacetylase activity.
AUGGCACAUGCAAGGUCAGUGGAGCUGGCAGAAAGCCGUCGAUCAUGCCGGGUGAUGGUUAGUGGCAGAGCAUUAAAGCACACGGCAUGCCCCUUGCCUCCUCCAGCUGCCACAUUAAUAGUUCACGCCUUCUUUCCAUAUGGAAUGCUGUUAAGAGAAACGACAUCAGCAUCUGCUCCUGGUGAGGGCCUCGGGAAGCCUCCACUCAUGAUGGAAGGUGAAGUGGAGCAGGCAUCACCUGGUGAGAAGGGGAGAGGAGAGGAGGUGGACAGUGACACCAUUUGGAAUGAACUGCACUCGUCCGGUGCUGCACGCAUGGCUGUUGGCUGUGUCAUCGAGCUGGCUUCCAAAGUGGCCUCGGGAGAGCUGAAGAAUGGGUUUGCUGUUGUGAGGCCCCCUGGCCAUCACGCUGAAGAAUCCACAGCCAUGGGGUUCUGCUUUUUUAAUUCAGUUGCAAUUACCGCCAAAUACUUGAGAGACCAACUAAAUAUAAGCAAGAUAUUGAUUGUAGAUCUGGAUGUUCACCAUGGAAACGGUACCCAGCAGGCCUUUUAUGCUGACCCCAGCAUCCUGUAUAUUUCACUCCAUCGCUAUGAUGAAGGGAACUUUUUCCCUGGCAGUGGAGCCCCAAAUGAGGUUGGGACAGGCCUCGGAGAAGGAUACAAUAUAAAUAUUGCCUGGACAGGUGGCCUUGACCCCCCCAUGGGAGAUGUUGAAUACCUGGAAGCAUUCAGGAUAUCUAAAAUGAAAACAUCAUUGCAGAAAUUAUUCAGUGAUACCUUCCUCUGA